UUUUUAACCUGGCACUACUGAAUGGAAUUGUUAUGUACAUGUAUAUCUCUUUUGCCAAUAACCAGGUCGGCAUGGAAAAAAGGCUCACUGUCUUGGCACUGCUUCAAAUCGUUCAGUUUCUUCUGCCUCUUCUGUGCCUGGCAGUAUAUCUCAUUGCCAGGUGCUAUGUACACCUGAAGAAGAAGAAAGGAUACAGAGUCUUGCAAAUGUCACACACUUCACAGUAACAAUUGUUUCUUAACAAUAACUGAUACUGCAUAAACCUUGUUCAAUAUACAGUAGGUACAUGUUUGUAUUAGCUCUGUAGCUGUGUACAGAUCUUUGAUAUGCUCUUGGCACACCUGUACUGCGAGGGUUUUAAACUGUGCGUGUGUGAAUGAAUAAUUCUUAUAUAAGCACAGGCUAUAGGCUGGACCAACCCGUUGGUGUGUAUCAAAAACAUACUUAGAGUAAGUAUUUUAGUCCAGUACGCAAUAAUGUAUGUAGCCUGUUUCAAAUCAAGUAGUCGUGUUGCUGGACUGUGUGGUUAACGGUACCUUUUGUUUAAUUUACUCUAUGUGUAUUGUAAGUCCCCUAUAUGUGUCGUCUUCCUAGCUCAUCUGUUUUCUUCUGUCUUACUCUAUAUAACGUGAACUUUUACAUGCACAUACGUUACUUCUCGUCCAUCUUAUUCCUUACACCACCUGUCUACCCACCCCAACAGAGGGAGGUUUGGCAUCAUCCACAAGUGCAUCCACCGGCAGACGGGGAUCCAGAUGGUUGCCAAGUACGUGAGACUCCGCUCACGGAAGAAGGCCGAGAUAAGGAGAGAGGUGGACAUCUGCCGCAAGGUCACCGGCCGCUCUCCAUACCUCAUGGAGUUCCAUGACGUCUUCGAGAGGGGGAAGAACCUGGUCAUUGUGACUGAACUGGUCCCAGGUGGUCAGCUGAUAGAGCGUAUUCUUGAGGACAACGACCUGACAGAGGGAGUGGUGGUGAGGUAUCUGUCCCACCUCCUGGCUGCCCUGGACACGCUCCACACGAUGAACAUCGCCCACUUACACAUCAAGCCUGAGAAUCUGCUCAUAUCUGGAGUGGAGGAAAACCCUAUCAUCAAACUCAUAGACUUUGGCUCGGCUCAGGAACUGAAUGGUGAUGUCGCAAUGAUUGCAAGCUCCUCCCCAGAGGUCAUAGGUCAGGAGGGACCUCAGCUGGUGUCAGACAUGUGGAGCGUUGGUGUUCUCACUUAUGUUCUUUUGGGUGGGACAUCUCCGUUCUUCUCUGAGAAUGCGGUGAUGGUGGUGGACAGAAUCAAGGAGGCUCGCUACGACUUCUACGGAGAGCAGUUUGAGCAGAUCUCGACGGAGGCCAAGGAGUUCAUAUCGGCUCUGCUACAGAAGAGCCCAGAGUAUAGGAUGAGUGCCAGUCAAGCUCUGCAGCAUGACUGGAUCACUACACUGCUGCGGGUGUCAGUGCAGGACUCAGUGUCCCCGUGGCCCAUGGCCAGAAUAGACACCGCCAGACUCAAGGCCUUCAACGCUCGACGCAAGUGGCAU
Molecule: messenger RNA, 1535 nt
Organism: Geodia barretti
Lineage: Eukaryota; Metazoa; Porifera; Demospongiae; Tetractinellida; Geodiidae
Source: the annotation of a GenBank genome assembly